Molecule: messenger RNA, 1701 nt
Organism: Drosophila takahashii
Lineage: Eukaryota; Metazoa; Arthropoda; Insecta; Diptera; Drosophilidae
Source: RefSeq, a predicted model, not a curated record
UCUGUCCUGGUUGUCCGUUUAAAAAUGCAUCGUCGUUGUAUAAUCUGUGGCCAGGAGCCGGGCGACCACUGCGUCUAUCCGCGCAACAUGACCGAGGCACGCCGUUGGCAGAACCUGGCCAACCUCAGCAGCUUCGACGUGGACACGGAAUCGCUGUGUCGCCACGGAUGCGUUUGCUCCGCCCACCUGGACGCAGACCACCGGGGAUCCAGCUCGGAAUCGGAGGGCUCAUCUGGUGCUGCUGAGGGGACAAGGACUCCGGCCGUCCUUCAGGAAUCCAGCGUCAAGUGGAGCUCUUCGGGAUCGGGAUCUGUGCCAGGCUACCCCACCAACAGCAGGGUUGUCCAGGAGAUGCAGGAUCAAAGCAAACAGAGUCUUAGUUCGGAAAGGCGGGAAGGGAGCAGUGCGAUCCGAUGCAAUAAUGGUUUCUGUCGCUUUCGAAAUGCCUGCAACAGUAUGUUUCAGGGCAAUCCCUAUAACUACCAAACCCAAAUGGGUCAGAAUUUCGCCAAUCCACAGGCAUCUUCUAAAUUAAAUAGAAGGGAAAAUCAAUCAAUGAUGAGAAACACAAGCACCAGAGCUUCUCCCGAAGGUUGCACUUGGUCAAACUGUCCAGCGCAAACGGAAAACCACACCAGAAUUUCUGCAGGAGAUCCCUACAAAGCUACGAGAAACACGAGCACUAGAGCUUCUCCCAAUGUUUGCACAUUGGCAAACUGUCCAGCACUAAGGGAAAACCAGUAUAAAGCUCAUCCAAGAGAUUCCGGAAGCCAGGAAAGUACUAAGAAAACACAAAGGAAGGAGAGAGAAAGACCAAAGUCCUGUGAACGCCCAUCUUGUUCCGUUGUAAGGAAACAAAGAUCGGAGGAUUGGAAGCCCCAAGGAGAUGAUUUUCGCAGCUUAAGCAGUACGCAGACCUGGCGAAGUUACGGCGCCUCCAAGAUACCAAUGAACCAGAUAAACAGGAUUAAAAAGCCGGAGCUGAAGAACCAAUGCUGCCAGGUUUGCUUUAACAGCCAUUUAAAGGAUAGGGAGGUGCAAUGCUCAAAGGUGGCUCUGCAGACGCAAAGUUCCAAGCCUUUUGGUUCCUUCAGUUACCAAACAGGGAGUUCAUUCACAGGAUUCUCGGCAGGAUAUACCACUAAUUCAAGUAACUUCACCUACGGCGGUGAGCGAAAAAAUACAAAUGCCAUCAAUGUGCUGCUUAUGAACGGCACCAGAAAUAAUGACUACGAUAAUUCCUGCUGCUGUCCAACCAAUCUUCGUCCCUCGGCGCCGCCUCCAGAGAUUUGCGUUCAGGAAUCGGAUCUCACGGAGAGCAACGAACGAGCCGUUUUUCCGGAAAUCGACAAGCCAAACUAUAGAGUUUGUCGGUCUGCCAACGAGACCAAUGUUUUGGUGCUCGAAGAAGGUCCAAUGGAUGGGUGUACCCAAAAAGCUAAGGGGGAAUCGGAUGAGGCAGCUGGCGAGGCACACAAUCAGGCUGAUGAAUCUAACCAAAAUGGCAUUAAAGAACAGCAGAAUGACUUUGUGAACAACUGGCUUGAUUGCCCGGCCGCGGACAACUUCACCAAGGUCCUGGAGUUGCAGAGAGCUCGCAUCAAGGAGCUGGAGAAUCUGCUGCAGCAGCACAACCUGUUGCAGCAGACCAUCCAGCACAAGGUGGCGGAGCUGCAGUGCACAGAUAAUAUUAAAAGUUGA